CCAUUCUCACACUUCAAAGUCAUUAUGUCACAAUCUGGUCGAGACCACGCAACUCAUCCUGGCCAGAGUCAAUCAACUAAUCAUUCCCCACGGCGUACAACACCACCACCUCCGGUCACGAACGUCACGAACUUUCUUCAAAAUCCGGAGUUUAUUCAAGGUUUGUCUUCAUUAAUAGCUCGAGCCAUGCCUAGAAACUCGAGUACAAUUCCGUUGUCGAUGCCGUUGACUACUAACCCAACAGAACAUCCAACUCAUACCCGAAAUGACCACGAACCACAUGUGGCGACGUCACAUGCCACGUCGCAGCCUCAUCACACCUCUCCACGUCAAGAAGAACAGCCUCAUGUAAUUGUUAAUCCAACAACGAACAAUCAAGUCCCAGAUCAGCCCCCUGUGCAAGAGAUGACUGCUGAAAGUCAUUCUGCUCAUCACCAGAGAGUUUCCCCGCGUCCUAGACCUAUCUCGUCAGCACCACACGCUCGCGAAGAUUUACGACGCCAGAUUGAACGUAAUCGUCUUUCAAGGCAUAGUGUAGAAGAAAUUGAAACUCUCCGUAAACGCCUGGCAGAACUUGAGAUGCGACAGAAGUCGCAAGAAGAUUUACCCCGACAUGUCGCGACGUCGGGAAACGUUGUUGUCGAGGCGGAUUCUUCUUUAGCCCCCGAACUUACUGCGGAACUACUCCCUGUGAAGGUGAAAAUCCCACAAAUCGGCAUGUAUGAUGGGACGUCGGAUCCAGAUGCACACUUAGGCCAUUAUACGUCUUGGAUGGAUUUACAUGGAGCUUCAGAUGCUUUGAGGUGUCGGAUGUUCUCGCUCACACUGGGGCCACGAGCCCAAAAAUGGUAUUACACUCUCCCACCUCAUUCAAUUUGGAAAUGGCAACAGUUGCGCGCAGCCUUCCGAUCACACUUUAUCGGUGCCCAAACUUGUCUCAUUCCCAAAGAAUCAAUCACCAACAUCGUACAAAAAGACGAUGAGACUGUUAAAGAUUACGUGGCUCGCUUCAACGACCGGAUUCAAAAUAUGGAACCCUGUCAUCCUGAAACUUUGUUAGUAACUGCUAUUGCCGGAUUGAGGCCCAAUUCAAUGUUUCGUUGGACCUUAU
Messenger RNA from Striga hermonthica, 1111 nucleotides. The record is from the annotation of a GenBank genome assembly. Lineage: Eukaryota; Viridiplantae; Streptophyta; Magnoliopsida; Lamiales; Orobanchaceae.